This is a messenger RNA of Plenodomus lingam JN3, 1974 nucleotides long. RefSeq lists its product as uncharacterized. Gene Ontology annotation, biological process: protein dephosphorylation. The record is from RefSeq and is a predicted model, not a curated record. Lineage: Eukaryota; Fungi; Ascomycota; Dothideomycetes; Pleosporales; Leptosphaeriaceae. Gene Ontology annotation, molecular function: [pyruvate dehydrogenase (acetyl-transferring)]-phosphatase activity. Gene Ontology annotation, cellular component: mitochondrion.
AUGCACGGACCAGGCCUCCCGAUUCGUGGACAGUCUAGCGUCCCGAUCACUCUCACAACAUCAUUUUUGAAGUCCCGAAUCUUCAUCCACAAUCAGAACAUGUCACCCCUUUGGUGGAGAGGCGCGGCGAAAUCUACAGCUCUGCUGCAAGCGGCCUCUGCACUGCGGCUACGAGGGUCUUGGGCACCGGCGAGUCGUAGCUUGCGGCAACGUGCAGCCCAACCAAGACGCAUCGAAACACCUUUGUCAAGAGCGUUCAAUUCACAGCGAGCGCCUAUCUCGCGUUUUCCUUGUCUCGUCACCGCCGUGAAAGCCCAGCGACUUGCCAAUGCAUUGGUGCCUCAAAAUAUCUCAACUGCGACUAUUCUCCGCUCGGCCUUCCCCACCAAGUCUGUAAUCUUCAUACUCAUUGUGGGCGCCUUGUUGUACGUAGUCGCCGAGGUAAACGAUGACUGGUGGGAAGAUCAUAUCUAUGCCGGGACUCAAGGUGAAAUCUGGUCACCACUGCACUUUUACGACAACAAACAUGACCUCCAAGAUGCUUGUGUGCUAGAUUAUCCCGACUUGACCAUCCCAGGACGUGCUGAUUAUAUUCUUGCAAACUUCGACAGGAUGGCGGCGGGUUGGAUGAUCUCAGAGAGAAGAGCCAAGGAUGAAAAUAUGCUGGUCACCCAUGGAUGUAGAUAUGCGAGCAAUCAGCCUUGUGAGGAUUAUUUGGCGCUGGGUACGAGUCUAGGCCUGGGCGAGAUGCCUUGGAAUUACUGGAGUAUCAUGGACGGACAUGCAGGGCCUUACAUGGCGUCGGUGCUCCAGAGAGUGCUCAUCCCAAGGGUGUCACUGGCGCUGUCGGCUCUGCCAUAUACCAGCGGACCUUUGGAAGUCGAGAGCACAAUCAAAAAGGCCUUUUCCUACCUUGAUGGAGAGAUACUGGAGACUGGUUGGAUCGGAGCAAACUGGUGCCCAGCAGCAACUGAAGCUGGCACAUCUGCUACUGACCCCGUCGUUUCAGGAUCUUGUGCCCUUCUCGCUGCAUUCAACCCCAAGGCGAGCACGCUGCAUGUUGCUUGCACAGGAGAUUCCCGCGCCGUCCUUGGCCGCUGGGACGCCUCGUCAAACAGAUACAAAUGCAUCCCCCUUUCCGAAGAUCAAACGGGCUUCAACCCCAAAGAAGUCGCCCGUCUCGCAGAAUCCCACCCGGACGAACCCGACAUCAUCGACCCCAAGACCGGACGCCUCCUCGGUCUAGCCGUAACCCGCGCUUUUGGCGACCAUCGCUGGAAAUGGAGGGACAUGUUUGUCAAAGUGGUAGAAAAAAAGUUCUGGGGCCCCCCUCCACGUCCCGAAAGCCGGGCUCCACCACCCUACCUGACUGCCGAGCCCGAAGUCACAGACACCACCAUCGUACGCGUCAAUCCACAUGACGGCGACGCCAAAGCGAAAAGCGACUUCAUGAUCAUGGCCUCGGACGGACUCUGGGACCACAUCAGCUCCGAAGACGCCGUGGAAUGCGUCGAGCGCUGGCUCGAAGCCAAAGCCCGCGGCAACGGCUCCGUCUCCAAGGACCCCGAACUCCUCGCCAACCCGCCCUCCUUCUCCCUCGCCUUGAGACUCGAGCCCGGCGUGGAGAUCAAGGACGGCGAGCCCCACUGGAAGGCUACGCCCGAGUACUUUGCGAUUGAGGAUGACAAUGCGGCGGUUUGUCUGGCCCGCAAUGCCAUGGGUGGGACCAGGAGGAACUUGUUUCUCGGCUUGAUGUAUAUGUCGCCGCCGCGCAAGAGGCGUGCGGUGGAUGAUACGACGAUUAUGGUUGUUUUCUUCGAUGACUUUGGGGCAAGGGUGGGCAAGGAGGAUAAGGCGGAGAAGCAGAAGCAGGGUCAGGGCCACGACCAGGCUCCGGACAAGAAAUGGUGGUUUCCAAAGCCGACCAUCUGGUGGUUUCCAAAGCCGACUAUCUGGUGGGGGAAGAAGGAGUAA